UGCGCGCGUGGUGAACGCGCGUACACAGCACAGCUCGCCCACGAAAUGUUUUGCUCGUAAGGACGUGGUUAAGAUCAUAGACAAGGAUAGUCACCAAGCGCCAACUUUUUAUUUUUUUAUUUAUAUAUGUAUUUAUUUUUCGCGUGGAGUCAUGACGCUCAUAUCAGCCAAACGUUUCGUGGACGAGCUUUGCUGUGAACGCGCAUCCACCAUGCAUGCACGAGGAGGAAACAGACUCAAGUCAACCCGCCUCAGCUGUCAAGGGCUAGCUGGCUCAAAUCCGGGUGUGCAUCUUCCAGUAAUGACUUCUUAACACAAGUCUACCUCAGUGACAUUUAGUCCGUGUCAGUGCAACGCAACCGCUGAAGGCAAUGGGGUUGCCGCAGAGCUCGUUUUUGUCGGACGGGGAAACUAAUAGUGGAUAUCACGUCCAUGGGGUUCAGCAGGACUCCCCCGCCAUGAAGGCCGGCCUGGAGCCCUUCUUUGACUUCAUUCUCUCUAUAGGAAACACCCGACUCAAUAAAGAAAGCGACUUGCUGAAAGACCUGCUGAAGGCCAAUAUGGAAAAGGCGGUGAAACUCGAAGUGUACAACUCUAAAACCCAGCGGGUGAGGGAGCUGGAGGUGACGCCCAGUAACAUGUGGGGGGGCCAGGGUUUGCUGGGCGCGAGCGUCCGCUUCUGCAGCUUUGAAGGAGCCAGUGAGAACGUGUGGCACGUCCUGGACGUGGAACCAAAUUCUCCUGCAGCGCUGGCCGGCCUUAAUGCGCACAUUGACUUUAUCGUUGGUGCUGACCAGGUGUUGCAAGAUUCUGAGGAUUUCUUUUCUCUGAUUGAAGUCAGUGAGGGGAAACCUCUGAAGCUGCUGGUGUAUAACACACAGACUGAGCAGUGCAGAGAGGUAGUGGUCACUCCCAAUGGAGCGUGGGGUGGAGAGGGAAGCUUAGGCUGCGGUAUCGGCUAUGGCUACCUGCACAGGAUUCCCACUCGUCCGGCUCAGCCCGACGCCCAGGACAAGAAUCAAUCAAUGGUUACUGGCGGCAGUGAAGAGCCAGCUGACCGCUCUGAAGUGCCUUCAAUACCCGAGCCUUCUAGUGAGACGAGUUGGAAUCAAGCCGAAGGUGUAGUCUCACCCACACAGCAGGCCGCACACCAAAAUAUUUCCAGCAUCGCCGAAGGGAUGACUUUAAAUCUGUCGGACGUGGUUUCCCCUAAUGACGAGGGCCACAGCUCCAUGUACGCUAAUUACGGAGACGACUCGGGUGAUCGGUUCAGCCUCGAAAAUUCAUCUGUCGACCAAAUGCCUUCGUCUCCAGAGGGCGAAGGAGAACCGGACGUCCAGGAAGCCCAGCAGACUUACGGCACAGACCUGACCACAAAUACCUCUCCAAAAGUAGAGGCUGCAGAUGAAGUUGCUGUCCUCCAAGUCACCACGGAGAACCUUAGUGUCACAAGUGUCCCAGAGAUGCAAGAUACUAAAUCAGAGACCUCAGCCCAUAUUAUAGAGGAGGAGACGGCGGAGAUGGCGGAGAUGGCGGAGCCCGCUGCACCUCUCAGUUAGAAGAGACUAGAGAACAAGAAACUCUUAAGCUAAGUACCACACCACGAUGCAGAAAAAGCUUCCCCAUAUGAUUGUAAGUUGAAUCACUGCACCUCUUUUUAAUUUCCAUGAAGUUUAUUUAUACACCAGUGCCACUGCUGCAUGCUGAAUUGCACAUUUAAGAACGUCGUUAUGUUCACUGGAAGGACUAGAAGAUAGAGAUGGUUGAUGCAAUAUGAACGUAGGCUGUUUUAACGUCAUGCAGGAUGUUGAGUUGCUGCUAAAGUAACAUCCUUGUUUGCACAAAAAAAAAAAAAAUGCCAAAGGUAGAAAAAUAUCAUAACCGUUACCAUCUCCAAAAUAGUAUAAACACUGUAGGAAAAAAAAAACAAACAGAUGCAUCAUGAAGUUUUCUUUUUUUUUUUUUUUUACAUUUUGGAAGUAGGGUUUUUAUUUAUACUUUUGAGGGUACUCAUGUAGUUUUUAAUCUGAGGUAUUUACCAUUUAUGCCUUCAUGUCUUGCUUGAAAAAUCCUAAUUUUUUAUAUGUAAGUUUGGCUCUUGAUUGGUGUGAAUGAGUGAGCUGUGUGCGUUUUUCUUUUUCUCUUUAUACCCAUUUUAAUUAAGUUGUUUCUGGUUUCAAUGGAAGGAUGAAAAUUUGAAGAUAUUUAUAAAAAGAAGAUGCUCAAAAAAAACCUUCAGUUAUCUUGUUUGUCUUUUUUUUUAUCAAAUGAUCAGACU
Molecule: messenger RNA, 2278 nt
Organism: Mugil cephalus (flathead mullet)
Lineage: Eukaryota; Metazoa; Chordata; Actinopteri; Mugiliformes; Mugilidae
Product: Golgi reassembly-stacking protein 1-like
Exons: 9
Coding region: 372-1559 (395 amino acids)
Biological process (GO): Golgi organization
Cellular component (GO): Golgi apparatus
Molecular function (GO): protein binding
Source: RefSeq, a predicted model, not a curated record